Messenger RNA from Wyeomyia smithii (pitcher-plant mosquito), 3182 nucleotides. RefSeq lists its product as uncharacterized. The transcript has 7 exons. Bases 502 to 2910 code for a protein of 802 amino acids. The record is from RefSeq and is a predicted model, not a curated record. Lineage: Eukaryota; Metazoa; Arthropoda; Insecta; Diptera; Culicidae.
CCACAGCAACGCAACACUGGCAAUCCGCAGACAAUUAAUGUUUAUCCUUUCACAAUCCACUCUUUCGAUUAUUUGCGCCACAAAUAAAGCUGUUAUCGUAGCGAUUGGAAAUUGGAAACCUAUCAGCACCUUUUGUUCAACAGCUGUUACUCGGAUAUCGAAUAAUAACGGGUGGAUUAUUGAUCGACCAUUUCACCCGUCACCGCAGGGCGUGGGGCAUCCAUUGUUGGAAACUGGAAAAAUUGUCAAAUAUGGUGCAUCGCUUAUCAGCUUGCGAAUGAAUCAGUCCGAAUUCAAGGACAGCGGACGCCACAGGUGAUACGGUAGGUAGGAGAAAGAGCAAAUUCGUUUCGAUUGUGGAUUUUGCUGAUAAGUGCCUAUCAGCACUGUGGAAAGUACAUAGGACAUUGGAAAAACCUGUGGAAAACGCUUAGUAGCUGAUGCGACCUUGCUUCGGACGGAAGCGAUCAUCUACCGGGAAACACGGUGCACUCACUCGGAAUGCGUUCCAUACUGGGCACCAAAUCUUUUAACAUCAAUGAGCCGCCAGUGGAUCAGUGCAAAAAGGGGAAGUCCAAGUGGUGCCGCAAAGCCAAACGGAAACGUUGCCUGCCUGUGGUUUUUUGCGCCAUUUGCUUUUCGAUACUGAUUGCAUGGGUUAUGGGUGAUAUCUUUCGGCAGCAAACGGUCUCCGACAGUGAUGUGAUUGCAAAUGAAACUUCGGAAGAGGCAGUCGAGUUCGAGUAUGCAGGAAAUCAAAGCAAAGCGAGAAUUGUUGAGAUUACUGCUGCGAAGGAUCAUUCGUGCUCACUUAGUGCGCAGUGCAAAAUUUCCUGCACGGGAGUCGACGUAACAAAAAUGUCCGCGAAAAUUACAAAAUUAUUGGAGGACUUGUUAUGCAGUGAAAUCACAUUAGUAAUCGAGUCGUUGUACAUAGCAGAUCAGAAGCUCGUCCUAGAUUGGCUUCAACUGGAUGUGGAUGUCAAUGUCGCUCAGCUGGAGCUGAAAACUUCGGAUAUAAUGGAAAUCACACCUGGAGCAUUCGACAUGGGUUGCCUGUAUGGAGCAACUAGCUUAUCUUUAAACUCAUUGCAGGUUACUUACUUAGAUGGUUACACAUUCAUUGGGCUGUCCCAGUUAAAGGAGCUAAAUCUGAAGAAUUUACCACUGAAACAGGUCGGACAGUAUUUGCUGAGUCCGAUGAUGUUUACGUUGACAAGAUUGUUGGUGGAGGGGAGUUUGGACAAAAUCAACCCUUUCCCGCUUACUGGCAUGACCCAAAUGCACAAUUUAGCGGUUGUUUCAUUCGACUACAAUAUUUUCGAAGAUGUUCUCGAUGGUGAUAGCUUUGCAUUUUUGCCACUGGUGUCUAGUUUGUACCUGAGGAAUUCGAAUAUUACGACCUUGAAGAAGGAAGUCAUCGAGAGUGUUAGUAAAAGUGUGAAACAGAUUCAUUUGGAUGGCAACGAACUGGAAACGAUCGGUGAAGGAGUGUUCGACAGUGUCCGCAAUAUGAGUGUAAAAAUAUACUUGAAAAAUAAUCCAUUAAUAUGCGAUUGCAAUCUAAACUAUUUACAUGAUUUGAUAGUUUCCAAUCCAGAUAUGUUUGAUGACGUAACAUGUGAUAAACCAGAUGAAUUAUCCGGAGAACUGGUUGCAUCAGUUGUUGUUUGUCAAAUAACCCCAACUUUACCGACAACGGAAUUAGUCACGCAUGAACCAAACGAUACGGAAACCACCAAAACUACAGAAUCCACUAUGUCAACCUCCGGAAAACCUACUCACAUGCCACCAGGAGAUGAAACCGAAACUACAGAAACUGUAACUCCGACAAGACCUCCGUUUACUAUGCCCACCAAACCUCCAGUAACUGAACCGGAUGAUCCACCAACUGCUCCAGAACCCACGGAAACAUCAUCAACGACACCCAAACCAACGAUACCGCCUCCCCCUCCAACACCUAUUCCAACAACAACUACCAGCACUUCAACAACUACUGCAGGAAAUGUUUACACCUUACAAUGUUUGUCAUCGGCAGUGACUGUAGAAUCGUCUCUCAAUAUUCUCGAGGCCUCAGAGAUCGGAGUACAGAAGCGAUCGAAAAUAUUCGCUGUAUCCGAAGCGCAAGAAGGCGCCGUCGAUGUGCUGCUCGAUCAGCUGUACCAAAACUCGCUGAUAUUAUGGUUUUACGACACCUCUUCGAAUACGCUUUUUCCGACGAACAUAGAAGACAGCGCAAGCUGUGUCGAAAUCAGCGGUCGAGUAAAACGAAUCACUAAUCUGGUACCGGACAUGACCUAUAUCUUUUGCAUCUUAUACGUUUAUGAAAAUACGAUAUCCCCUUUCGACUGUCUGCCGCACAAACUGCUUCCGACUUAUGGACAGCGGACAUGGCUAAUCGAGGAUCAAAAAAUAAUAGUCAUUAGCAUUCUCAUUUCAUCUAUAUUGGUAUCUAUUUUGAUUGGAAUCAUGGGCACGUACUGUUUUAUCAAUAGUUUUACAACUUACAAAAAAGCAUGUCGAAAUGUAUCCGCUAACCUUUGCUCAGAUAAAAGUGCCACUAAUCAGUGCUACAUGACUCCAGUGCCGGCCAAUCCACCGAAAAGCAGACAACGUCAUAAACGCAGCGUUUCCGACACCAGCAUCGAGAGCUGCCGCAGUUACGUUUCGGCCGUCGUUCCCGCGUCCCAGUUCCAGUACAUUUCCUGGAAGAUGGAAAACCGUUCCCGACCAUCGAUGGAGUACUAUCCGAAGGACCCCCCACCACCGCCAUUGCCACCCCACCCGAGCAAGCGGCUGAAGAAGCAGAAGUCGGAGAUUAAGAUAAAUUUUCAGGAAAUUUACGACGAACCCACUAGUGCUAGCUACACGUCCUGUCCUCCGGCGAAGAUGCACCCGGGGAAGCAUUGAAGAUUUAUGGUUUUUGGUAGCUGAACGAGAAAACUAGUUUCAUUCAUUCCGCUGGAUGGAAAAGUUGCACCUUGAAGUUGCUUGUAAGAUUUGGAAACGUAAUUUUCUAGGAAUAACAUGAUUACGAUAGUAGCGGAUGGUAGCGGGUUUAAAUGUUGUAGGGUUUUAUUAAGGAAUUGAAAUAUACGUAGAAUGCGCUUGAAUCAAUACAUUAUUAAAUGAAUCCCUAGUUGGCAUUUUAGGCAAAAGGACCUGAAAUGACGAUGUAUAAG